This is a messenger RNA of Acanthosepion pharaonis, 822 nucleotides long. Lineage: Eukaryota; Metazoa; Mollusca; Cephalopoda; Sepiida; Sepiidae. The record is from the annotation of a GenBank genome assembly.
AUGUUAAGUAUAAGCGUCUUCUUUGUUUGCAUCCUCUCUCUCUCUCUCUCUCUCUCUCUCUCUAUCUAUCUAUCUCUCUCUCUCAUCAAAUUCGCACUUGUAGGCUUAUCCUUCGAGACUGUAUAUAUCUAUCUGUAUUUGAUGUUCCUCCAGCAUUAUCUUUUUGUAUUUUGUCAUUUUAAUUUCUUAGUCUCGCUUUCUCUCUCUCUCUCCCUCCCUCCCCUUUCUCUCUCUCCCUCUCUCUCUCUUCGAUCGUUUUUUCUUUCUCCGGUUAACUCCUCCUUUUUCGUCUCUCUCUCUCUCUCUUUCACUUCUCUCUCUUUCUCUCUCUCUUCUUUUUUCCUUUCGCUUUCUUUCUUUCUUCUUAAAAAUGUCUCACCUUUGGCUUGUUUGCACUUUCUCAGGUUAACUCCUCCUGGUUUUCUCUUUUCGCACACUCUCUCUCUUUUCCUCUUUCACUCCUUCUCGCUCUCUCUUUCACCCAAAAAUUUUCUUCUUUUCGCUCUCUCCCUAAUUCUCUCUCUCUCUCUCUCUCUCUCCCUGCACUCGUUUGCACUUUCUCAGGUUAACAGUUUCUGUGUUUCUCUCUUUUCUUUCUUUUUUUUCCCUUUCAUUCAUCCCAAAUGCUUCUCGCUUCAAAAAUGUCAUAUGAUGCCCAGCGGAACUGACACGAAUCCGAUUGUAACCAAAAAAGUUGGCAUGUCGGAAAACUAUCUAUCUAUCUAUCUAUCGUCCCGACACGAGGAUAGACAGCUGAUAAUCGUGGACACCAAUGCCCUCUCUAAUCUAUCCACGAAUAUUCCUCGACAAUAUUAUGACUAA